AUGGCGCGUCAUUGGAGAGGGACGAUGAUGGCGGCGGUUGGUGCACCAGAAGUGAUCACACAGCUGGAAAGCGCUGCCAAAGUUUUAAUGGCACCGCCUUCCAUGGUCAGCACAGAACAGAGGCAGCAUGCUGAGCACAUAUUCCUCUCCUUCAGGAAAUCAAAAUCCCCUUUUGCCAUCUGCAAGCAUAUAUUGGAGACAAGUAAGGUGGACUAUGUGCUGUUCCAAGCAGCCACAGCCAUCAUGGAGGCGGUGGUGCGGGAGUGGAUCCUGUUGGAAAAGACCAGCAUCGAGUCUCUCCGGGCUUUCCUCCUCACCUACGUCUUACAGAGACCCAACCUCCAGAAAUACGUCCGUGAGCAGAUCCUGUUGGCUGUAGCGGUCAUCGUGAAGAGGGGCUCCCUCGACAAAAGCAUCAACUGCAAAAGCAUCUUUCAUGAGGUCGGACAGCUCAUCAGCAGUGGGAACCCCAAUGUGCAAACCCUGGCCUGCUCCAUUCUCACCGCUCUGCUCAGUGAGUUCUCCAGCUCCAGUAAAACCAGCAGCAUUGGCCUUAGCAUGGAGUUUCACGGCAGCUGCAAGCGUCUCUUUCAGGAGGAUGGCUUGCGUCAGAUCUUCAUGUUGACCAUGGAGGUGCUGCAGGAGUUCAGCCGCAGAGAAAACCUAAAUGCCCAGAUGUCGUCUGUCUUCCAGCGCUACUUGGCACUUGCCAACCAGGUCCUCAGCUGGAACUUCCUGCCACCAAAUCUGGGGCGCCACUACAUCGCCAUGUUCGAGGCAACACAGAACGUCAUGCUCAAGCCUACAGAGUCCUGGAGGGAAGCACUGCUGGACACACGCGUAAUGGACCUCUUCUUCACUGUGCACAGGAAGAUUCGGGAGGACUCGGACAUGGCCCAGGAUUCCCUGCAGUGCCUGGCCCAGCUGGCCUCAAUGCACGGGCCCAUCUUCCCUGAUGAGAGCGCCCAGGUCUCCUACCUCGCCCACCUGGUGGAGGGUCUACUCAGCAUGAUAAACGGGAUUGAGAUCGAGGACUCAGAGGCGGUGGGCAUCUCCAACAUCAUCUCCAAUCUGAUCACUAUGUUUCCGCGGAGUAUCUUGACAGCGCUGCCCAGCGAACUCUUCACCUCCUUCAUCAACUGCCUCACACUGCUCACCUGCUCGUUCGGACGCAGUGCCGCCCUAGAAGAAGUGCUGGAUAAGGAUGACAUGGUUUAUAUGGAGGCCUACGACAAGUUACUUGAGUCUUGGCUAACGCUUGUCCAGGAUGACGAGCAUUUUCCUCGUGGUUGCUUUGUCCAGCCAGCAAUUCAAGUCUUUAACUCAUACAUCCAGUGUCACCUGGCUGCUCCUGACGGCACCCGGAAUUUGUCGGUAAAUGGCAUAACGUCUCAUGAUGAGGAGGAGAUUAACGAGUUGCAGGAAGAUGACAGAGAACUGUUUUCAGACCAGCUGUCUAGCAUCGGCAUGCUGGGACGUGUAGCCGCUGACCAUUGUAUCCCUCUGCUCACAAGCUUGUUAGAAGAUAGGGUAACACGACUACACGGUCAACUUCAGAGGACCCAGCAGCAUCUCAUGGCGUCGUCUGACCCCGGAUCAAUGGACCGCAAAGUCCUGGACGACCUCUAUGAGGAUAUCCACUGGCUUAUACUGGUCUCAGGGUAUUUACUUGCAGACGACCCUCAGGGAGAGACCCCGCUGAUCCCUUCGGAGGUGAUGGAGUUCUCCAUCAAACACUCGACAGAAGUCGACAUCAACACGACGCUGCAGAUCCUUGGCUCACCAGGCGAGAAAGCAUCGUCCAUACCAGGCUUCAACCGUACUGACUCUGUCAUCAGGUUGCUGUCAGCAGUGUUGCGAACAUCAGAGGUAGAGUCCCGAGCGACAAGAGCAAGCCUGACGGAGUUGCUGAGCCCACAGAUGGGUAAAGACAUUGUGUGGUUCCUCAGACGCUGGGUGAAGACGUACCUGCUGGUAGACGAGAAGCUCUAUGAACAGAUCAGCAUCCCUCUCAGCACAGCUUUUGGUGCAGACACAGAGGGGGCCCAGUGGAUUGUGGGAUAUCUCCUGGAGAAAGUGAUCAAUAAUCUGUCUGUGUGGAGCUCAGAAGCCGAGCUGGCAAACGACACAGUGGAGCUGCUGGUGACGCUGGUGGAGAAGAGAGAAAGGGCAAACAUUGUGGUUCAGUGUGAGAGCUGGUGGAGUCUGGCGAAGCAGUUUGCCAGCCGCAGCCCGCCCCUCCACCUGCUGUCCAGCUCAGUGCAGAGGACUCUGAUGAAAGCUCUGGUCCUUGGAGGCUUCGCUCACAUGGAUGCGGACACCAAACAGCAAUACUGGGCUGAGGUGCUCCAUCCGCUCCAGCAGCGUUUCCUCAACCUUAUCAACCAGGAAAACUUUGCACAGAUCAGCCAGGAGGAAGCCGUCAAACAGGAAAUUGUGGCAACGUUAGAGGCGCUGUGUGGAAUCGCAGAGGCGACGCAGAUCGACAACGUUGCCUCGCUCUUCUCUUUUCUCAUGGACUUUCUGUCCAGCUGCAUCGGCCUCAUGGAGGUUUACAGCAACACACCAGAGACAAUCAACCUCAUCAUCGAGGUUUUUGUGGAAGUGGCCCAUAAGCAGAUCUGCUACCUAGGAGAGACAAAGUCUAUGAAGCUGUAUGAGGCGUGUCUGACGCUGCUGCAGGUUUACUCUAAAAACAACCAGAGCCGGAAAAGGGGUGAUGCUACAGCCGAGGAGGACCAGUACCAGGACCUGCUGCUCAUCAUGGAGCUGCUCACAAACCUGCUCUCCAAAGAGUUCAUCGACUUCAGCGACACCGACGAGGUCUUUAGAAACCAGGACCAGGGAACACCAGCAACAAAUCGGACGGUAUCGGCAGCAGAUGUUGUUCUCUACGGAGUCAACAUCGUUCUUCCUCUAAUGUCUCAGGAUCUGCUCAAGUUUCCAUCUCUUUGUAACCAGUACUACAAGCUCAUCACCUUCAUCUGUGAGAUCUUUCCAGAAAAAAUCCCACAGCUGCCUGAAGACCUCUUCAAAAGCCUCAUGUUCUCACUGGAGCUGGGAAUGACCUCGAUGAGUUCAGAGAUCAGCCAGCUGUGUUUGGAGGCUUUGUCUCCGCUGGCCGAGCAGUGCGCUAAAAACCAGGAGAAAGAUACGCCUCUCUUCAUCGCCACUCGUCACUUUCUCAAGUUGGUGUUUGACAUGCUGGUCCUGCAAAAACACAACACAGAGAUGACAGUGGCGGCAGGAGAAGCUCUUUACACACUUGUGUGCCUGCAUCAGGCGGAGUAUUCAGAGCUGGUGGAGACCCUUCUAUCAUCGCAGAGAGACGCCGUCAUCUACCAGCGGCUCGCAGAUGCUUUCAACAAACUGACAGCCAGCAGCACGCCGCCCACCAUGGACCGCAAACAGAAGGUUGCUUUCCUUAAAAGCCUAGAGGAGUUUGUGGCCAAUGUUGGCGGCCUGCUCUGCGUGAAAUAACCACUGGAAAACCGAAGCCGCCUCAGAUCAUCGUUUUGAAGUGCAACCAAUCAAAGACGACCCCCAGCUUCAGCCCCUAAGAACUCUGGGUAGAAGAAGAGACAGCUCGAAGCCUCGGAGGAACUUUUCACCACAUCCCACCUGCGGGGGAACUGUUCUCACACCUGAAUGUUUUUCCUCCUCUGGUUUCUAGUUCUGUUUCCCCCACCUGUUGGCCCCGCCCUCCAGCAUGAUUGAGAGACUUAAAGAUGACUGAACUGCAUAGCAGACUGGAUGAUUGUUGACUAGAACAACAAAGCACUGACCAUCAUGAUGACGCGAGCCAGAGCAGCAGCUCGUGUGUGGCGACCUGUUCAUUCACGCCCGCUCUACUGCUGCCACCGCCGUCUGGUUUACCUGGAGGCGGCCAGAGCGCACGCACAUGCACAUACAACACGAAUAGAGCAACAUGAGCUUAAAAAGAUGACGAAAGUUAAAGAUUUUCCAAGUAGGAUAUUUUGUUUUUGAAAGUAUUAGAGGGGCCACCAUGUUUCAAAAAUUAAACACUUUUCAUUCACAAGUUUGAAGAAACGUAAGCUAAAGUUGGGCGUACACUUGUCAAUUUCAAGCUGAUUUUGACCCAAUUCUUGAGUCAUAAGAGUUGUUAUGAAGACUGGCUGAAUUUUAACCUAAUUUUCAUUUUUUGUGCAGUUUACAGGGGGCCAUAACAGCCAAUCAUGGCUUGAUCAGCUGCUCCUGACUGGAUGAAUGAUCAGAUUAGGUGACUGUAUCUACAGACGUACAUCUGACAGGGAAUAUUUGUUCUGAUUUAGCUGGUAGUUGUGUUUUCUGGUGACUUGUGUGUGGGCAUUCCACUAAGUUAACAUGAGAGGUAUGGUCUAUGUUUGUAUUUUAGCAGUGUAUAUGAAACAACUGCAUUACAGAUAGUUAAAGGUCACAUAUUAUGCAAAACACAUUUUUUCAAGCUUUUUCAACCAAAAUAUGUGCCCCUGGCCUGUCCACAAUCAACCCAAGAAUCAGAACAACCCCCCACACAUGCAAGAAUCCAAUACUGGAGUGUUUUUUCUGCAACAAACUUCACAGGCAUGUUUUAGGGACCUCUGAGAACAAUAUAAACUUGUCUUAAAGUGGAAAAUAUGUGGCCUUUAAUUUAACCUCCAUCUGUUGAAGUUAUCAUAGAAUGACAAAGGUAAAAACAUUCUAGCACUCUCUUCUAAUGGUUAAAAUAUCUUUAUUUUCAAAGCACAGUCAAAUAGAUCUUAAAAAAUUUUUGUGACCCCCUGUCUGAAGAAGGCUUGGUGCUGUUGAAGUGUGUUUAUAAGAUCCACUUGAACAUGUCAUGAAAAUAGUGGCGUUUAAACCCUUAAAGAGAGAGCCUUGGAGUUUCUUCUCGUGUACUUCCAUUACUACACGAAUCCAAUGCCAAAGAACCUGUCAACCUUGCUCUUUUUAAGCCCUGGCGCUACUUUCACAUUUUUUGUUAGAGUUAUCAAAUGAAACUUUAUUGACAUUUGCUAGCAUUCUGUCCUAAUUCAAUUCAUAUGGAGUGAGCCCUCAGGACAUGCCAGGCUAUCAGAUGGCACAUUACAAGCCCGAUGAUGCAAAUCGCUAUUAUUCAAUAAUAGCCUUUUUAACAGACAUUGGCCAAAUGAUGUGGUAUAAAUAGAAAUCAGCUUGUUCUCAUGGUCAAAUAUGAGAGAAAAUCUUGGCAUAUUAAAAGAAGCACUUUAAAGACACAUUGGUAUAAGCUCUAAUUGUCAAAGUUGGUGCAUCUCUAGUGAGCAAAUGAAUCUUAAGUAUCAGUGUUAAUUUCGUCGACUAAAACUAUGACUAAAACUAUUCAUCAACAGCCUUUUUUUCCAUGACAGAAACUAGACUAAGACUAACAAAAAUAGAUUGGUGAUGACUAAA
Molecule: messenger RNA, 5391 nt
Organism: Cheilinus undulatus (humphead wrasse)
Lineage: Eukaryota; Metazoa; Chordata; Actinopteri; Labriformes; Labridae
Gene: xpo4
Product: exportin 4
Exons: 24
Coding region: 1-3480 (1159 amino acids)
Biological process (GO): protein export from nucleus
Cellular component (GO): cytoplasm; nuclear pore
Molecular function (GO): nuclear export signal receptor activity
Source: RefSeq, a predicted model, not a curated record